AUGGGUCCUGCUUUUGUAACCGUUUACAAGGCCCAUACAGAAAACUGGGCUGGCGCGCUCCAAGCUCGAGUCCAGCACGUGCCCCAAGCAUGGGCCCAGCGCGAGCCCCAGGCUCCUCCCCAGCUCACGCUCCAGGAUCCGGCCCAGCACGAGGUCCAAGCAGGGCCCCAACGCCAUCUCCAGUUUCUUUUCCUCCGAGGCGAGCUCCAACUCCAACACCAACUACUUCUCCAGUUAACCCACCAGCACCGGCAGAAACACCAGAGGAGGCGCCAAGCAGCGGCCCAAUAUCGGCGCCACCACCGUACAGCUGGGGACCGGCCGCUGACGAUUCGCCGGCGCCGGCGCCGUCCGAUGCCGCAACUUUCGCCAUUUCCUUUAACCUCUGCGUGCCUCUUCUUCUCACCCUUCUCCCUUCAUUCCGACCAUUGUGAUGCUCUUUUUCAGAAGCCAUCUCCUCCUUAUUUUUGACCGAUUAAUUUUCAUCAGUUUACUUCUUAUUUCUCCCCUUGGAGAUUUUUUUUAAUUAUUUUUAUGGAACUCUUUUGAAAUAAUGUAGUCUCCAUCUUUCGUGAGCGGAUCAUUUAUUAAUAUAGAGUUCUUUUUUUUUCUUGAUGUUAA
Messenger RNA from Momordica charantia (bitter melon), 621 nucleotides. The record is from RefSeq and is a predicted model, not a curated record. Lineage: Eukaryota; Viridiplantae; Streptophyta; Magnoliopsida; Cucurbitales; Cucurbitaceae.